Molecule: messenger RNA, 894 nt
Organism: Bactrocera neohumeralis
Lineage: Eukaryota; Metazoa; Arthropoda; Insecta; Diptera; Tephritidae
Product: jerky protein homolog-like
Exons: 3
Coding region: 52-894 (280 amino acids)
Cellular component (GO): nucleus
Molecular function (GO): DNA binding
Source: RefSeq, a predicted model, not a curated record
UCCACGCAGCUUUAAACACCUACGGAUUAUAAGAACUCGAAAUCAGCCUGGAUGACGUCUGCCAUUUUUAAACAUUGGUUCCAUCAAUCUUUUGUGCCACAGGUAAGAUUGUUUCUAAAGCGGAAGAACUUACCAAUAAAGGCACUAUUACUUAUUGACAACGCUCCCUCUCAUCCAAGUGAAGCAGAAUUAAAAACUGAAGAUGGAAAUAUAAUUGCCAUGUUUAUGCCGCCAAAUGUCACCCCUCUUAUCCAACCUAUGGAUCAAAAUGCGAUUAAAAUAACGAAGUUAUAUUACAGAAACAGUUUGUUGGCUUCAAUAGCAGCAAAAAACUUAGAUUUGCUUGAAUCAAUGAAAAAUGUAACGUUGAAAGAUGCUGUUACCCUUUUAUCUGUCGCGUGGGAUCGGGUCAGCACAGAAACUCUUGCCAAUUGUUGGAAAAACAUUUUACGUUUAAUGGGAAACGAGGAGGACCCUGAAUAUAACAUUCCAUUAAAUAUCCUGAAAGACAAAUGGAGUGCAGAAAUAAACUCUUUAAUGCGAAUGUCAGUUGAUCUCCUUCAGGACUUGAGUCCUCAGGUUGAGUUUACAUUGCCAAUGAUUCGAGAGUGGAACGAUGACCCUUGUGUUGAUGAUACCACCGAAAUCCAUGAAAUCACCGAAAUCCAUGAAAUUGAAGAAAGUGACGAUGAUGAUUGUAUUGCCGAAGACCCCAUAAAGAAAAUUGAAGCAAGUGAGGCAGUUGAAAUCUUUAACAAGGCAUUGCAAUGGGCUGGAGAUGCAAUGGUUGAUCAAAGCGACAUGAGUGUACUUAGACGCUUAAGGGAGAAAGCAGUAUUUCAGCUAAAUAUUAGAAAGGAAAAAGCAGCAGAAAAAGAUAACCGAUUUUUUUAA